This is a messenger RNA of Andrographis paniculata, 790 nucleotides long. RefSeq names its product non-specific lipid transfer protein GPI-anchored 25. The transcript is spliced from 4 exons. The record is from RefSeq and is a predicted model, not a curated record. Bases 1 to 753 code for a protein of 250 amino acids. Lineage: Eukaryota; Viridiplantae; Streptophyta; Magnoliopsida; Lamiales; Acanthaceae.
AUGCGCCCUUUCUUUAGAAGGAAAUUGAUGGAAGGGUAUUAUGGUAAAUUCCUCAAAAUUCAUAUUUCCAGAAUUCCCCGCCAUUAUUUACUUUCACUUCCGAGCGGAGUAACAGUAACCGCCAUGAAAUAUGCUCUUCAGAUCUUCCUUCUCUUCUUCUUCCUCCUCCGCCGGAUCUCCAUCGCCGCCGUGGCGCAGACACCUGCGCACUCAACCGCCGCCUGCUCCGACGAGCUCGUCGCCUUCUCACUCUGUCUACCCUACGUUGCAGACUCCCCCAAUAACCUAACCGACUCGCCUCCGCCGCAGUGCUGCGACGACAUCUCCGCCGCCUUGGGGAACGGUUCUGCAAUCUGUCUCUGCUACUUCAUCCGACGACCUAAUGUGCUCGGAUUUCCACUCAAUCAGACCAAGCUCCUUUCUCUCCCCACCGUUUGCCCGCGGAGUGAUGGAACCGGCGAUAAUUUCACUCUCGAAGCAGUAUGUUCAGGACCGGCUGCCUUGCCACCGCUACAAAGCAUAACCGGCCCCAGCAGCACAAUGCCUCACUACUCUGGUGCCUACAGGCCCCCAUCUUCUCCGGCGAGUUCACCUCAGGGACCAAGCAGCAGCCCAACACAAGAACCACAGAAAGAACUACCAACAUUCACAACUGCAGAUUCACAGGCUACAGAACAGACAUACAGACUCGGUGUGAGUUCCCGAAUUAUCCUCUUUACAAUUUCAUUUCUAUACCAGCUAAGUCUCCUAUAGUCCUGCAUAAUUAGGAUCCUAAGAUUCUGCAUCUCUA